AUGAACCCCGCAACUGAAUCAGGGUCGCUUCAUGUACCCAUGCUUCUAGAUGCAACUUCAUCAAACCGACAUGCUCUAGAGCAACACGUGGAAGGUGUCCGCUGCCCCCCAGGGGUGCACCAACCUCGGGCUCAUUCAUCUGAUUCCAUCACCAACUUGAAGGACAAGAUCAAGAAUGUUGUUCUUCUAGUGAUGGAGAACCGUUCUGUCGACAACAUUCUCGGUGGCCAGACUAUCAAAGGACUAGACAAUCCGAUCAACAAUGGUCCCUUCUGUAACCCUUACAAUCUGACCGAUUCUUCGGCGGGCAAGGUGUGCAGCUCCGCUAAAGACUUUGACUCCAUUCUGAAUGACCCUGAUCAUUCGGUGACGGGAAACAACAUCGAGUUCUUCGGCACUUUCGCCCCCAGCAAUGCCCACAUUGCCCAGGGCAAGCUCACCCCCACGCAGCAGGGCUUCGUGCAUGAGCAGUUGAGCCGCUAUGGUGCCGAUGUUGAUAAGGCCUCCCUGGCCAAGCAGGUCAUAAACUACUAUACGGAGGAUGAGGUUCCAGUCUUCACCUCGUUGGUUCAAAAUUAUCUGACCUUUAACCACUGGCACUCAGACCAUCCUGGCCCAACCAACCCUAACAGGGCUUACAUUGUUUCUGGCACAUCUGCCGGCCAUGGUACCAACGAUGAGGCUUUCAACCCUGACACCCACGGUCUGCAGCAUCGUUCGAUCUUCCAGCAGCUCUCAGAAACCAACCACACCUGGAAGAAUUACUAUACCAGUCCUGACAUGGUCGAUGCCUUCUUCUUCGACUGGACUUUCACGAGCGGCAAUGACGACAAAGCCGUUCCCCUUAACGACUUCUAUGCCGAUGCUGCGGCCGGAACGCUCCCAGAAUUCUCUUUCGUGGACCCAUCCUGCUGUGGUGUGGGCACGAACUCAAUGCACCCUACAGGUCUCGUCUCCGACGGCGAGACCCUUAUCAAGAAUGUCUAUGACGCUGUGCGCUCCAGCCCACAGUGGGAAGAAACGCUCUUUAUUCUCACCUUCGACGAGACAGGCGGAUUCCACGACCACGUCCCGCCUCCACUGGCUACCCGACCUGACGACCUAACUUACACCGAGACCGCGCCCAACGGUGAGGAGUAUACGUUCUCCUUCGACCGUCUCGGUGGUCGUCUUCCGACACUCUUGAUCUCGCCGUGGAUUGCAAAAGGUCAGGUUGAGCAGAAGGGAACGAACUCUGAUGGUAAGGUGGUGUCUUACUCUGGUUCGUCGACUCUGCGCACGCUCGGUUACCUCUGGGACUUUGAGCCUUUCACGCCGCGGGUUGCAUCGUCGCCUUCAUUUGAGCAUUUGCUUCAGAAGAAAGCGCGGAAGGAUACCCCUGUCACUUUGCCUGAGCCUGUGGCCUUUAGAAAGGUGAAUCUUCAGGAUUAUGUCGGGUGA
Molecule: messenger RNA, 1440 nt
Organism: Penicillium bovifimosum
Lineage: Eukaryota; Fungi; Ascomycota; Eurotiomycetes; Eurotiales; Aspergillaceae
Product: phosphoesterase superfamily protein
Exons: 3
Coding region: 1-1440 (479 amino acids)
Biological process (GO): phospholipid catabolic process
Molecular function (GO): hydrolase activity, acting on ester bonds
Source: RefSeq, a predicted model, not a curated record